AUGAAGGUUGACUAUUUUAAUCUCAUCACUGACUUUUAUUUUCGCUUGCUUUUAAGGCGGCAGAUCCAGGGUCCAAACAUGCAGCAUCGGGCUCUUUUGGACACCAUGGUGCUCACAGAGAAGGGGGCACGUUUUGAAUUGCUGGAAGCAGACUCGCAGACCAGGCUGCUUCUUUCUUUGUCCCCGUCAAAACACGGCAUUGUACGGAUAACAAUAGAUGAAUUCCAGCCUAUUAAGGCACGCUAUCGAGUUCCAGAUGUGUUAUUCGGGGAACCACAAUGUGAACAAUUAAGAGUGGAGAAACAGACUAAGGACUCAGUCACGCUUUCUUGGUCUUUCGGACGUUAUCAGCUCCGUGUGUGGCAUUCUCCUUUCCGACUGGAGAUCCUGUGUGAGCAGGAAGUGAUGGUCACAUUCAACUCUAAGGACAAACUGUGGUUUGAGAGACUGCAGCAUCGACCCAGCGAGCUUCAAGACGAGCAGAAAAGUUCAUUAUGGAAGGAGACAUUCAAGCAGUUUGUGGAUGUCAAGGCUAAUGGCAAGUGUACAUUUACGGAGCUUAAUAAUCAAGGAACAGAGUGUACUCUAAACUUUAUACUGAGAGAUGGUGAGCCUUACCGGCUGUACAACUUGGAUGUUUUUGCCUAUCCACUGUACAGUCGUCUCGGACUGUAUGGAUCUGUGCCAUUGAUGGUGGCCCACAAGCCAGACAGGACUCUGGGUGUAUUUUGGCUGAAUGCAUCUGAGACUUUUAUAAACAUUCAGUACUCCCCCUCUGACCAUCAGGAUGAUGAAACCCCUCCAGUUAAACGGAGGCGGGCUGAACCUCAGACCGAUGUCCACUGGCUGUCAGAAAGUGGUAUGAUUGACUGCAUGGUUCUGCUUGGGCCCAGUCCACAGCAACUUUUCGCCCAGUAUGCUCAGCUGACAGGAUAUCAAGCCCUGCCCCCUCUGUUUGCCCUCGGGUACCACCAGUGCCGCUGGAACUACAUUGAUGAAGCUGACGUGAAGUCUGUGGAUGCUGGGUUUGAUCGCCACAGUAUUCCUUACGAUGUCAUCUGGCUGGACAUUGAGCACACAGAUGGGAAGCGGUACUUUACCUGGGAUCCUGAUCAUUUCCCUGAACCAGCCAAGCUGCAGCAGCACCUGGAGAAGAAAAACAGGAAGCUGGUCGUUAUAAGUGAUCCACACAUUAAGGUUGAUCCUUCUUGGUCCCUCUACUGUGAGGCCAGAGACAGAGGGCAUUUUGUCAAGGACAGAGAGGGAAAGAUCUUUAAGGGCUCGUGCUGGCCAGGCGAAUCCUCCUACCUUGAUUUCAGCAGUUCAGCUACUCGAGCAUGGUACUCCAGAUGCUUCAGUUUGGAUAAAUACAAAGGAUCGACACCUUCGUUGUUUGUGUGGAACGAUAUGAACGAACCAUCUGUGUUCAGCGGCCCAGAGCUGACGAUGCCGAAGGAUGCAGUGCAUUGUGGGGACUGGGAACACAGAGAUUUACACAACCUGUAUGGUUUUUACCAGCACAUGGCAACAGUGGAGGGUCUAAUCACUCGUUCGGGUGGCUUAGAGAGACCGUUCGUCCUCUCGCGCUCUUUCUUUGCAGGGUCACAGAGACUUGGAGCAGUGUGGACUGGUGAUAAUGUUGCCAACUGGGAGUAUCUGAAGAUCUCAGUUCCAAUGGUGUUGUCCCUGAGUCUGGCAGGCAUAGCGUUUUGUGGAGCUGAUGUUGGUGGGUUCAUCCAGGAUCCAGAGCCAGAGUUGCUGGUGCGCUGGUACCAGGCGGCUGCCCUGCAGCCAUUUUUCCGCGGUCACUCUGCAAAUGUGACAAACCGUCGGGAACCCUGGCUUUUUGGUGACGAGGUGACUGCAGCAAUCCGCACUGUAAUCCAACAAAGGUACAGUCUGCUGCCCUAUUGGUACACACUGUUUCACCAGGCUCACACGUCUGCGUUGCCUCCACUCAGACCUCUGUGGGUGGAGUUCCCAGAAGAAGAGAGCACCUUCAGUGUGGACAGCCAUUACAUGCUUGGAGGAGCACUGCUGGCCUGUCCUGUAACUGAACCAGGCAUCCAAGAAAUCAAAGUCUUACUUCCUGGAUCUGACGAGAUUUGGUAUGACAUCCAUUCUGCACUGGUAUACAAAGGAGGCAGGACUCUGAGUCUUCCUGUCACCCUGGACACGGUUCCAGUAUUCCAGCGCGGUGGCACGGUAGUUUGCAGAUCAGUAGGAAGUUGCUCCUGCACUGCUGAGCUUCGGCAGCUCCCCCUCUCUGUUACUGUGGCUUUAAACUCUCAGGGCACUGCUGAUGGUGAGUUGUACCUGGAUGACGGCCACUCGUUCAGAUACCGUGACAGAAAGGCCUUCUGUCUGCGCAGGUUCAGCAUGCUGUCAGGCCGUCUGCUCUGCCGUCCUGCCAGUGAAGAAGGAACAUUUGACUGUAAUACAGUCAUACAGUCGGUCACCAUCCUGGGGGUCAAGAGCAAACCGUCCGCAGUGAUUGUGCAUGCAUCAGGUGCUAAGGACAUUUCAGCUGCAUUUCAGUACAUGGAAACCUGCUGCAAGCUGACUGUGAACAGUGUAAACCUCAGAGUGGCGAUGGAUUGGGAAAUACAGAUAUGAUGAUUGUGGACAUGUCAGUGAUGGAGUUUCUUCAUCUGGAUUUCUUCAUCCUACCAAGAAAACAUCCAGUUAAAUUACCCAUUUCAAUAACGGUCAACUACAGAACUUGUCUGAAUACAUUUGAUUGAAAAAUAAAUUGAUAAUUGUU
Molecule: messenger RNA, 2764 nt
Organism: Neolamprologus brichardi
Lineage: Eukaryota; Metazoa; Chordata; Actinopteri; Cichliformes; Cichlidae
Source: RefSeq, a predicted model, not a curated record